This is a messenger RNA of Porites lobata, 4859 nucleotides long. NCBI's taxonomy places the organism in Eukaryota, Metazoa, Cnidaria, Anthozoa, Scleractinia, Poritidae. The record is from the annotation of a GenBank genome assembly.
AUGUUCACAGCCCUGUACAGUGUUAUCAAGAAAAUUAGGACAAAGACAGUAUACACAGUUUGUUCUUAGAAAUCAUACAUUGCAAGCUCAACCUACAGAUUAGUUAGUUAUCUGCUGGCAGAUAGACCUUUGUAUGAAAUUGUCCACCCGAACCUCAUCCUCAUUUCUUUGCGUUUGCUCAAUAGAGCGUAAUGCGGGAAAGGUCUAUUAGUGACUAAUCUGUAGGUUGUGUGCACGGAGGGAGGUGGGGGAGGGAAGUUCAGCACGCAUUGUUGUUGGUUAAGAAUUUACACAGUAAUGCAGGUAGUGUCGCUUCGAUUUUGCGAGGACAAAUACGAUAUGUGAGAAAAACAAAAAGGCAUGAGAUACAUUUUUUUCAGUUAUUGAAUAUUAUUCUCUUUGCUGGUUCGCUUUUCACCUCUGAACUACCACACAAGGUGACUGCUUUGCAAGUUGCGAAAGUGUUUUUCAGUCCGUUUAGUGUACGAUCCCCACGAAAAUUUAGGGUUUGAAUUUUAAAUUCAACAUUAGCUUUUAAACCCAACUCUUCUAUUUUUGACCUUGCUCGCUGUGUAUUUUCAACUCGCUUCAUCAAAUUACAGUUACAUAGUAGAACUAUACAAUUUUCAACUCAACGCUGUGAAUAAAACUAUACAUACACUGGACAAAUUUUGCUACAUUGCUACUUUUUAUAAGCUUGAAUGCCUGAGCCAAUACUUGGUGCAUUUUUCUACUUACCGAGUCACAUUUCAAACCCGACCAUGUAUAUUUUCAACAAAACUUAUGAAUUUUUGUUUACACUACAGUGAUCAUUGAUCAAGACCAGGGAGCCUCCCCCCCCAUACAAGCCUUUGUCGGAGUGGGUGGUUCUUUAGUCCAUUGUGCUUUAAGCGCAAGUGUUUGCCUGGGCCUUCUCACAUGUGUAGUGUUCAUUUCAAGUGAUCUGUAAGGAAAUUUUUGAUUGUUUGAUUUGAUCAGAAUCUCUGAUUGCCUGAUCACAAAAUUAAUACAGUGGCCAUAAAAAACAGUCCAAAGACAGUUAAGCUCAUUCAAAAGGUAUUACUAUUAAGGGAAAAAAUACACACUCCAGUCAAAAGACUCAUAUUAUCUUUAGAAAAACAAUAAGCUAAAGUCUACUAAGUCCCAAUGCAAUUAUCUAUAGUUGAUGCACCUCAUUCUUAUAAUUUUGGAUCUGUAAAUCACUAUCUGUGAUAAUUUAAUAUCCUGCAAAGAAAACUACUAAAUGAGUUAGGCCCAGAAUGAUACAACAUUGCAGAAAAACAUUACAUUACAGGACUAGAGAAAAUCGCUUAAAAUAUUCAAAUCCAGAAGGCCCUUUAGAGAAAAUUAGAACCCUUAUUCAGCCGUAAUAAAAAGCUUUAUGCUUUAAAAGAGGUCAAAGAAAAUGCUCUUGCGUCAGAGGACAAAUCCUGCCGACCAGAAACAAAAACCACAGUAAAUCAAUAUGUGUUCCAUGACCUCUCAGUGUGAAACAAGUGCCAAAAAUCACAUUUGUUCAGUGAAAUUGUAGAACCUUCCAGAGCAUAAUCUACCCAGCAGGGGAAAAAAACUUAUUGGAAUGAGCAAUAUUUUGGUAGGAGGAAAAAGUCGUUUUAAUAGGCCUACCAACCAACCCCUUUUAUUGCUGUGCACUCGAUAAACAUGCUAUGGCGGAUCCCAUGCCAGCCACGAUAGAAUCAGGUAAAUCCCACUAUUUACAGUGGUGCGAUUUGAAUACCCCACUCGAUGCAUGAAUCUGCUGUAAUCACCCAGCAUGCAAAGAAAGUAGUGUCCGAUAGCCCGGGGCUAGUGGAUUUUGCUCUCAGACUAGUGAGUAGGGAUCGGUAGGGAACCCGAUCAUGGGAAACGGACCCGAUUAAUUUUCCGAUUGAUCGGAAUCGUUACCGAUCUGUAGGCACCAGUUGCCGUUUCCGAUUACGAUAAAAACUUUGCCGAUUCAAUCGGAGCCGGUUGACAUUCCGAUGUUCAUAUGUGUCAUCGUCAUAUUAUUUUAUCUGAUAUGUAAAAUGAAGCGUGUCACGAAACCAAAUAAUGACAGAGUCGUUUCACUUCAAAGCAAUUUCAAUCGACUGUACCUUUUUCCUACUCCAUAACAAAUAGCAAUAUUGUAUGUUUCUGCAUGUUGUUUUUCGAGUUUGUUGAUUUGAUGCGUGCCUAUACACGUGAUUUUCUGCGUUUUGCAGAGGUAUUUCCUUCAGUCGAUCGCAAACACCACGCUGCUCCAUAACAUUUAUUCUAUGAAAAUUAAAAGGAGUUAAAUAUUACGACGCAAAACACCACUGUUCUUCGUUGAUAUAUAGCAAACAAAACACCAUACUGAGUAGUGUGUUCUUUACUCGAUACUAAUUUCUAACAAUGCAAUCCAAAAACACAACCGGAACUCACUUUCUCGAAACACAGCUGGAUUCAUAGACUUGUUACAAGUAGACCUCAACGGGUUUCCUAGCGAGCGGAGCGAGAGCAAAACCAUGGAUAAUGUAAAACCACGGGAUAAACUUUUACGAAAAUUUGCUUCUUUCAUUCAACGAUCCUAAACGCAAGGUGUAAUGCGAUCUGAGGCAAAAAUACCGACCAAUUAGAUUGGGGCCUCAGAUUGUCUCAGGGAAUUGGCAACAGGAACUGAAAGAUUCCCACACUCGCGAGUCACGGAAGACACGAAACGAAGUUUCAUACAGGAGCUACCAAAGAGAGAAUGGCUUAGCGACUUUGCUGUAUGUUCUGUGAGCUUGAGCAUGGUGCCACGUAAAAUUGCUUUCCACUCUCAGCACUUAGAAAAAAUUGCCCUUGACUCUAGGUGGCUGACUGUUUGACAAAAAUCAGAACCUAUUUUACCGGAGUGUUCAACUAAAGUAAACUGGCAUACAUCCGGUAAGUUCGACUCAAUUUAAUAGCGGAAAGACAAUCGAGAAAGAGAAAACCAGUUGAACGCCUCCAUCAGUCACUUUUUUGAGUUCAUAUGCAACCAAUAAACAACUUGCAGCUUGAUUCUCAGACGAUGUCCUCUUCUCUCCUGUGGCAAUUUAGCAGUUAAAGUACACAACAUGAUAACAACAUUUGCAUUUUGGUCGUGGAUGUUCUGACUUCUAUUUUUUUCGUUUACCGUCCUAAACUGUUUAUUCCUCCAAAGAUUCCUAUAAUCAUGCGUUUUGGGUUCCGGUUAGCAAAGGCUCAAGCUAUUUUAAAAUUAUCAUUUUUUAAAAUUAUCACAUCGUACACUUGCAAUGUACAUUGCGCCGUCUUUCACUCAAGAGAUGCCUGUUGUUUCUUCUCGUGCCCAUUUUGAUACACAAAUUUAAUAUUUUCUGUUCAUACUCUGUCAUAGGAAAUACAAACAAAUGUUCGAAACCGUGACGUUAAAUUUCGGUUCAAACAAGACACAUUUAUAAGAAAGAUAAGGUUAUAAAAAACAACAUUCACACUUUUGCUUUUGCUUUUGUGACGGGUUAUUUGAGCUGCCAGAUAUUUUUGAUGACCUUUGUUAAUUGGCCCGAUAAAGACUUGAGACCCGUUGCCGAUUCCCUUUCAUUCGGUGCCGAUAAAAUCGGGUCCGACCUUCAACGGAAUCGGAAAAAAUCGGUGCCCAAUUGAUCGGCAUCGGUAUGACCCGAUGCCGAUAUUUGGACGCGUUCCCUUAUUAACUUGCCCAAUGGGCAAGGGAAGUUUUUUGAGGAAUUCAAAUUACAGAAGUACUGUCAAAUCAAUCUGCUCAUCAAAACAUUUUUGGGGCUAGUUGAAAUGAUGUUUGGGCUAGUAAAUGUUAGCUUCAGCUGUAAAAAUGACUUUCUUUGCACCCUGUCACCAUACUGAUAGGAAUCUAAGCAAGUGCAAACUCUGCCGCCAUGUUUGUGCAAUAUGCAUGAAGCACGAUGGACUAAAGAGCCACCCACCCGACAAAGGCUUCUAUUGUCUUGACCCAGGGAGGCUCCCUGGUCUUGAUCAAUAAUCACUGAAGUGUGAACGAAAAUUCACAAGUCGUGUUGAAAAUACACAUGGUUGAGUUUGAAAUAUGACUCGGUAAGUGGCAAAAUACCCUGAGUAGUUGUUUAGGCAUUCAAGCUUAUAAAAAGUAGCAAUAUUGGAAAAUUUGUCUGGUGUAUAGUUUUAUUCAUUGCGCCGAGUUGAAAAUUGCAUGGUUCUACUAUGUAAUUUGAUGAAGCGAGUUGAAAAUACACAGUGAGCAAGGUAAAAUAGAAGAGUUGAGUUUAAAAGCUAAGGGGCACGAGCAUACAAGCGUUUUCUUCUAAAGGAAGAGUGUAAAAUUUUGAAUUCAGCUAUAAAAUUCAAGUACCGAGGUUAGAGUUUUAAAUGAUGCAUUUAAAAUUGAAACCAUGAAUUUUGGCAGGGAUCAUACGCCAUAAGCCUGACUUUGCCUCUACCCCCUGGUGUGCACCAAGUAUGAUUUCUAAGAGGAAUGUCAAACUGUGUUCCAUGCAAUUCUGUGUUUGUCCUUGUUUUUUUGAAAACAAUGCAUAAUGAAACAACUAUUAGACUUGGUUUUUGUGAUAUUUGGAAUAAUCAAGGUCUCAGUAUGUGUUAUCAGCCUCAGCCUUCGGCUCAGCUGAUGUCAUUUAGUCAAUCCUCUUCCUUGAUUAUUUCUGGAUAUCACAAAACCUCAUCCCACACCAUUUAUUGUUUAAUAUUAAAAAAGUGAACUAAGACUGUAGUGGCACAGCCCCUGUACAUUAAUUUGUAAAUACUCAGUAUCUUACAUUUCAAUGGGUAAUUAAGGCAGCAGUGACAGUUAAAAGUAAUUAAGUGAACUUCAUUGAUUCCUGAUUUUCCUUUCAGUACUAGGCAAACAUCUUAGGAGCACUAUGCAAUAUUAUUGUGCAGGUUAG